AGCUUAGUAAUUAAAUCCACUAUUUACAGUAAAUCUCGUUUAGCUAAUCGCAAGAGUUGAACAGUCCAGACGACGUCAUAAAUGAAAGCUUAAGCUACGAUAAACAUUUUAUCACGAUUUUCACAAGAAUUACGUACAUAAAUGAAUUGGGUCAGACAUCGGCAACGCUUUUACAUUGCGAUGGCUGACAUUCAUUGCUUCGUUCUCAUAGUCUUGCUGGUUUUGUGUGCGUUCUCCAGCGUUUCUGGCAACAUAGGAAAAUGUGAAAAGCUCAAAAUACCUAUGUGCCAAGGCCUUGGCUACAACUUCACUUACGUGCCAAACAUAUUCAACCUCACACAGGAAGAGGCAGCGCUUGAAGUUCAUCAAUUCUGGCCGCUGGUUGAGAUAAAAUGUUCCACAGAUCUGAAAGUCUUCCUCUGUGCUAUGUAUGCUCCUGCCUGCCAGCCAAAUGUCAAAACAGAAGUUCCACCAUGUCGGUCGCUUUGUGAACGGGUGAGAAAAGGUUGUGCACGUUUUCUGCGUCAGUACGGCUAUUCGUGGCCUAAACGUAUGAAAUGCAAAAAGUUUCCUCAACUUGAUGGAAAAAAGCCAUGCAUUGCAGGAAACAGAAUUGUAGCGAAUGGAACUCAUCCGGUGCAUGUUCUUCCCACGAAAACAUCCCCUGUUAGAAAAUGUGAGAGGAUAAAGAUACCUAUGUGUCAAAGCAUCGGUUACAACUUCACUUAUAUGCCAAACAUGUUUAACCACAGAACACAGAAAGAAGCGGCAGAUGAAGUUCGUCAAUUCUGGCCGCUGGUUAAAGUCAAGUGUUCACCAGAUUUAAGGGUCUUUCUGUGCUCCUUGUAUGCUCCUAUAUGUCAGCCGAAUUUUAACAAAGAAAUUCCUCCAUGUCGUUCGCUGUGUAUACGGGCAAAAGAAGGCUGUGAGCCUCUCAUGCGUCGGUACGGGUUUACGUGGCCAAAGAGAAUGAAAUGCGAAACGUUUCCGAAAUUUGGCAACAAGGCGUGCAUAGGACGCAUGGCACUUUCAACUACAGCAUCACCUCUUCCUCCGGUCGCUCUUCUUCCAACGAAAACUUUGACCGCAACAAAGAAAUGUGAAAAGAUCAAAAUACCUUUCUGCCAAGGUAUUGGCUACAACUAUACCUCACUGCCAAACAUCAAAGAAGAAGAUGCCGUUGAUUUGCAACAGUUCAGGCCGCUAUUUGGGUCUAAGUGUUCGCCAGAUCUGAAGCGCUUUCUUUGCUCCAUGUAUGCUCCUGAAUGUCCACCGAAAGUCACAGACCCACUUCCUCCAUGUCGUUCAACUUGCAAACAAGCGAGGAGAGGCUGUGCUCCUUUUAUGCGCUUGUAUCGCGUUCGUUGGCCCAAGAAAAUGAGAUGCAAAAAUUUUCCAAAGGCUGGAGGCAAGAAGUCCUGCAUAGACCCGAAGGGGAAUGCACACAAGGGAUCAUAAACAAUCUCUAAGUCUGCUGCUUCUUCCAAAGCCAAUCUAAAAAGCAAAAGACUAGCCUUUCGGCUGGAACAUUUGAACUCCAUUUUCUAGUAUUAGCCGUCAUUUACAUGAUAUCAUCAGUGAUAUAUCGUCAUAGCUUGCGUUAGAUUAUUAAAAAAAAAUGAUAAAAACAAGUUAGGCAGUAAUGAUGACGCAGUCAUAAGUGAGCCCUAUUAGAACUUCAAACUUUUUGUCCAAACUCAAGGCAUUAAAGAAUUCUCCUUUUGUUUCCUCAAAAGAUGUGCGAUCUUUAAGUCUAGAAUAGAAACACAUUAAUUCUUCUAUCAGGUAAAAGUAAAUAUAACUGUUUAGGUGGCGUGGUCUCGUCAGAAUCCUUUUUACAUUCGUUCAAGUUUUAUUUAACCUGUAGAAAUAAAAAUAUCACUAAUCUUUGCAAGAGCAGAUGUAAUCAUUGUUUUCUUGGAUCGAAAAGUGCAUAAAAAUUCAAUGGUA
Molecule: messenger RNA, 1950 nt
Organism: Stylophora pistillata
Lineage: Eukaryota; Metazoa; Cnidaria; Anthozoa; Scleractinia; Pocilloporidae
Biological process (GO): canonical Wnt signaling pathway; non-canonical Wnt signaling pathway
Cellular component (GO): plasma membrane
Molecular function (GO): Wnt-protein binding; Wnt receptor activity
Source: RefSeq, a predicted model, not a curated record